Molecule: messenger RNA, 2414 nt
Organism: Diprion similis
Lineage: Eukaryota; Metazoa; Arthropoda; Insecta; Hymenoptera; Diprionidae
Gene: Sse
Product: separin
Exons: 10
Coding region: 131-2029 (632 amino acids)
Biological process (GO): proteolysis; meiotic chromosome separation
Cellular component (GO): mitotic spindle; centrosome; cytoplasm
Molecular function (GO): cysteine-type endopeptidase activity
Source: RefSeq, a predicted model, not a curated record
UGCUGGCGCGAACGUUGACAUGCGGUGAUUCAGAAAUAUAGUACAAUGGAUAGAUUUCACUUGAUAACUGAAUGUACAUUGAUUUUCUAACGCGAAUUCUUAAAAAGUCGUUAUUAUUUUAUGCAAAAAAAUGCCCGCGCGUAGUCUUAAUUAUACCGAAGUUUGGCGGGAGUAUAAAAAAUGUCAAGAGGUUAUAAACAGUUUUAAGGACUUCGAAAGUUCGGUCGAAGCUACAGUAUACACUGAUGAAAAUUUGGAAAUUAAUAUAAAAAAAUUGAUUUCUUGGAUGCAAUCGCACCCAAGUUGCGUUGAAUAUAUGAGUCUUAACAAAAUGCUUGCUAUAUUUUGUCUGAUGGAUGACAGAGAAGUAGAAGCCAUUUAUCACUUGAUCGAAUCACACGCUGUUCUCCUACACCUUCAAGUACAGCACAGAUGGAACAAGACUCAGGAGCGUGAAAUGUUGCUGGAACAGCCACAAACAUUUGGACUUAAUCCUGCCUAUAUAAAAUUCAACGGAGGUGAAGAAGUGAGAGAUUGUGCAUCAGCUGUGACAGACAGAUUAAAAGAAUUUCCAGAAGAGUGGUACAUGGUCCAGCUGACAGCGCAAUAUCAAUCUAGUAAAAGUUCAAUUUAUAACACAUCUGAAAUGAUUGGUAUGGUUCCUAUUCACAUAUCUGUACUACCUACGGGAAAAAAUGGAAUUCAUCCCUUUUGUAUAACUGUUCCGAAGCCAAAACUAAGCACAAAUUAUGACAUUUGCAAAGAGAUACGCGACAUUCUACGUAGCAACAGGAUUGAUUUACAAGCAACUUAUGCUAAUCACCGUUUGUAUUGGAAAAUGCGAGAUAAACAAAAUAAGAAGAUGAAAGCAGCAAUUUGUGAAUUAGAAUCUACAUGGCUUAGAGAGUGGAGAGUUCUUUUAGUUGCAGAUCCUAUAGAAGAAUCGAGUUUAGUAAAAGACGUGCGGGAAAUGAUCAACAAGCUUAUUACAGACAAUAAAUCAUCGAAUUGCAUAUCAGAACGUACUAGGUGGCUACUCCAUAAAAUAGCACUGGGUGCUUGCUUUCUGACAAGGACAGAAAUUGCUUUAGCAAUUAAGUAUAUUCUGCCACUUGAUGAAAAACUUUGUGAUAAUAUAAUAUUGUCUAUCUAUGGUAAAUUGAACAGCCUCACACCACUGAUGUCAGUUAAGCGAAAAACUUUGGUUUUAAUUGUAGAUGAGAUACUUGACUACAUUCCAUUCGAAGUCAUAGAUGUUCUUACCAAUCAUCCAGUAACACGUUUUCCUUCACUACACAUGGCAUAUGCACUGUACAAAGAACACGAAGAAACAAUCGAAAAUGGUUGUAAGAUCAUAAAGAUCGGGGAAAACAAUGGUAGCUUCAUGGUUAAUCCAUCAGGAAAUUUACCCGAGCUUGAAAAACGUAUGAAAUUGUUCAUUGAGUACUGGCUGCCGCAUUGGACAGGAACUUAUAAUAUUCAGCCAGAUGAAAAGAGUUUUGAAUGUGCUUUAACCAACUAUGACAUUCUAAUGUAUAGUGGACAUGGAAGUGGAAUACAGUACUUGUCAGGAGAGAGAAUCGAGAAAUUACGAGUAAAGGCUAUUGUUCUCUUAUUUGGCUGUGGGAGUGCAAAGCUGUGGUCAGUAGGUGGAAGGUUUCCACCGAUUGGAGUCUCCAACCAAUAUCUUAUAGCAUGCAGUCCCUGUAUAUUGGGUAUGCUGUGGGAAGUCACUGACUUUGAUGUAGAUAGACUGACAGCAAAUUUUAUUGGAAAUUGGAUUCCUUCACCAGCACCACGGCCUUGGUCAGAGGUCAAGAUAAAUGAAUGGUCUAAUGGAAUAUUGGAAUUCAAGAACAUGGAUUUAGAAAAUGGCAUUUCAACAAUGUCUCUAUCUGAAUCAAGACCCUGCCAAACAUCGGUAGAACCAGAAAUGCUGCGUGCUUUAGCUAAGUAUAGAGGAUCAUGCACCCAUUAUAUGACAAUGGCUGCAGUUGUAAUCCGUGGACUUCCUAUACGACUAAAGUGAAUAUAAAUUUAAUGAUUGUGGAACUAAUUGAAAAACAUACCUAAUUAAAUUACUGCAACAUACCAAAGCUGAACCUUCAAUAGAAUAGAUCAAGGAAUCAGAUUGGUCAAACGUUAUUCAUAUAUACCAAAAAAGGCAUUACUCUAUAAGAUUUUUAUAUUUUCAUACUUUUAUAUAAAUGCUAUUCUAUUGAAUUUAGUGUAUCUGUAUUAUAAGCAAAGAUCUCAAAAGUGAACAUUAAUAUUGAAUCUCGAAUUGAUUUGAAAUUUUCGCUGUGCUAUAACUGAAUAUUUUACUCGUAAACUUUGAUGAAACUCCGAUGAAACAAUAGUUGCAAGUGUCACAACGUAUGUGAGAUAUAAUCAGGAAAUCCUUUCGUUGAGGA